CUUCCUCGUUUAGAGUAAAUAUUAUUAAUAUUACGCUCAACAUGACCAUGACUGAGUCUUUAAUAUGAUAUUAAAAUCAAGAUUUUUUGCUAAAUAAUUUAUUUAGUUUCUAAGUAUUAAAAUUACGCUAAUACGUUGUUGUGGGGAAGAUUAACUUAUUAUAAAGUUACUUAUAAAGCAAGCGCUUUAUAAGCUGAUGUAUUCUUAGUUCUACAAUUAGCACUCCAUUCGGUGACCGCAUAUCUAACAAUCCAAAUUGACUACAACUGGCGGUGACGAAUAUGAAGAAACCAUUUCCUUACGUCGCUGAAAUCUUUGAAAAAUUUGAAAAAUGUUUGGGUUUCCAGAAUCGCAUAAAAUGGUCAACUUCGACUGUCAUUAUCCUGUAUCAUGUAAUCGGCGUUUACUGGUGUUACUAUUACACGUUACCGGUUAAAGUGUCAACUGUAAUCUUUGCUGCAAUCACAUUCCUCUUCACUGGAUUGGGUCUCACAGGCGGCGCACACCGUUUGUGGACACACAAAGCGUACAAAGCAAAAUUACCUAUGAAACUGUUCCUUCUCAUGGGCUUCGCUACAAGCGGUCAAAAUUCCCUGUACCAAUGGGUUCGCGACCAUCGUGUCCACCACAAGUUCAGUGAUACAGAAGCAGAUCCACACAACGCCAACCGCGGCCUGUUCUUCUCACACAUCGGAUGGUUGAUGCUGAAGAAGAACGACCAAGUACUCAACGCCGGGAAACUCAUCGACAUGUCUGACAUUACUGACGACCCGUUACUCAGAUAUUUUAACAAAAAUUUCAUCUGUAUAAAAAUACUGUGUUGCUACAUCAUACCGUUCGUUAUUAAUGUCCAUCUAUUGGGAGAGAAUUGGCAAUGUGUGGUAGCGUGGCAGUUCUUCCUCCGCUUCCUCACCAUGUUCCACAAUGAGCUGACAGUCAACAGCCUUGCACACAUUUACGGAUAUAGGCCUUACAAUAAAAAUAUCGUACCCAAAGACAAUCGUUUCGUAGCAACCUUCACUCUGGGUGAAGGAUGGCACAACUACCACCACGUGUUCCCCUAUGACUACAAAGCGGCUGAGCACUUCGAUUUCUUCAACUGGUGUACAGCGUGCAUCCGUUUCUUCUAUAGAAUUGGCUGGGCAUACGAUCUGCGUGAAGCUACUCCUGAGAUGAUCAAUUCAGUUGCAGAUAGGCUAGGAGACGGGACACCAGUACACUGUCCGAUUAAGAAAUCAGUAAUCGAUAACAACCAAUAAGCAAUGCUCUACCAAAUAUACUGUCAUACUGAAGAAGCUUUUCAUUUUAAUAACUUAUUUAUAAAUUGGGAUUAAAUAAAUAUUAUAAAUACAUGCCUA
Molecule: messenger RNA, 1358 nt
Organism: Bicyclus anynana (squinting bush brown)
Lineage: Eukaryota; Metazoa; Arthropoda; Insecta; Lepidoptera; Nymphalidae
Product: acyl-CoA Delta-9 desaturase-like
Exons: 6
Coding region: 282-1259 (325 amino acids)
Biological process (GO): unsaturated fatty acid biosynthetic process
Cellular component (GO): endoplasmic reticulum membrane
Molecular function (GO): iron ion binding; stearoyl-CoA 9-desaturase activity
Source: RefSeq, a predicted model, not a curated record